This is a messenger RNA of Closterium sp. Naga37s-1, 4701 nucleotides long. NCBI's taxonomy places the organism in Eukaryota, Viridiplantae, Streptophyta, Zygnematophyceae, Desmidiales, Closteriaceae. The record is from the annotation of a GenBank genome assembly.
AUGGCUGCAGAACGAGGAGAAGUGCGGUGCUGCGCAAAACAUGACUGCCGUUCUCUCCGCCCUUAUUUCCUUUAUGCUCCCGCUUCCACUCUCCCCUGUACGUUCACCAGUGCCAUCCCUCUCACCCUUCCGCACUCGCAUCCCGCUCUCUCGCCCAUCACAGGGAGCAUGGUGCUGCGCCCGCCAUCUGCACGCGACAGCAGUGGUGCACUUCAUAACAAGGGGCCUUCAUUGAGAAUCAACUCGAAUAUCACCUCUUUCUUUUCAUCCCUAUCUCCCUCCUUGUCUUCCCGCAUAACAGAGAGCGGAGGGGCACCAACUCUGCAGGCAACAGCGGUGGUGCACUUUAUAGGGGGAACCUUCGUGAUUUUUUAUUGCACUCAAAAUUCACCUCCUCGCUUCCACCUGCCUGUCUCCCUGCACACUCGCACUCGUCCAUCUCUUUCCAUCACAGGGAGCGUGGGUGCUGCGCCCGCCAGCCCCUCUGCAGGCGACAGCGGUGGUACACUUCAUUGGGGGAGCGUUUGUUGGCGCGUCUCCUCAACUCACCUACCGCCUCUUCCUCACCACGCUGGCACAGAGAAAGCAUUAACAUCUCAUAUUUUUCACCUCCCUCCCUCCCUCCCUCCCUCCCUCCCUCCCUCCCUCCCUCCCUCCCUCCCUCCCUCCCUCCCUCCCACCCACCCUCCCUCCCUCCCUCCCUCCCUCCCUCCCUCCCUCCCUCCCUCUCUCCCUCCCACCCUCCCUCCCUCCCUCCCUCCCUCCCUCCCUCCCUCCCUCCCUCCCUCCCUCCCUCCCUCCCUCCCUCCCACCCUCCCUCCCUCCCUCCCUCCCUCCCUCCCUCCCUCCCUCCCUCCCUCCCUCCCUCCCUCCCCCUUAAUCGUCUUCCUCUUUCCUAGGGGUCUGAUGGUGGUUGCAACGCCGUACGCGAGUGGCUUUGACCAUCUGAGGAUCGCAGACGAGGCGCAGUUCAGAUUCGACCGCUGCAUGCGCUCGCUCUCGCUUAAAGCCCAGCCGCCCAACGAUGAGGCCAGUGCAGCCAUACCGCUGUUCUCGCCAGUCAUCAUGCCCAUGGCGCAGAGCCUCGGCCCCAUCCUCACGCAGCUGCUCAACAACCCCACCCUCAAACUAGGGGCUGACGUGGCAGUGAAGCAGCUGAGGGAUCUGAACGCACCAAUGGUGGCACAGCUGCUACCGCUGCUGGAGCAGCUGCCUCCACUCUACCGCGACCUGUCUGACGGACGUGAUCAGUUCACACCUGCUCCAGCUGAGACCCGCCGCCUGGCCCAGACGUACUACGGGGUGCGGCGCAACCUGCUGGUGCGAUUCAAGGAUGACACCAUCGACGAGACCGCUGACCUGGCGGACACCCUGGCAGCGGGCAGCGCUGUGUCAGCGUGCCUGGACCUCGCCAUGCGCACGCUGCCAGGCGACCACGUGCGGCCACUGCGCCAGGUGGUUCCCGAGAUCCCACAGACUGUCGCUGACGUGGUCUCCCGCGGCAGCUCCCUGCUUGCCUCCAUGACAGCUGGCACGCCGCUCGCUGACCUGGCGCGCGGCGUCAGCGACACGCUGACGGGGGCGGUGGGGCUGGGGGGCGAGGGGGAGGGCAUGGGAGGGGGGCUGGGGGGGAUGCAGCGUGAUGUGAGGGAGGACAUGGAGCAGCUGGUGGAUGAGCUGGCACCCUUCUUGGGUGCCUUAUUUCGACCUGCCCGAGCGGGUGAUCAGGACGCGGCUCUCUCGCUGCUCGCCAUUCUCCUGCGCGUGCGACCCGCCACUCUCCAGCAAGUGCCCGACGCGCUGCUGCCGCCCAUAAAAGACAAACAAAGGCCGUCCAGUGCCCAGCAGCCACCCACCAAGGAUGGUGCUUCAGCAGGCACCCACGUGGCAGAGGGGGAUAGGCUGGCGAUCCUUGCAUGGAUAUACGGGCAGGCAGCACGGGCGGACAGGGUGGCGGGCAUGUCGCUCUUUAUCCACUGCCUGCUGCCGCCUGCCAUCCACCCCACCGCCUCCCCCGCCACCACGCACCUCGCCCUCACCUUCCUCGAGGAGGUGGUGUUGGAGAAUCGCAGGAAGGCAUAUGCGGAGCUGCACAGGGGCGCUGUGAGGGGCGGGCUGCGCCUCGUGCCGCCUGAGGCGCUGCAGUCGUUCCUGCUCGCCGCCUUCCCUGCCAAGGGCGAUUGCACUGAGUUCACUCCCCGUUUCGCCCACGCGUACCUGAUAGUGAAGCAGCUGGCGCUGGUGAAGGGCACCAUCACUGGGGGGGACGCUGGCGACUCUGACGCCGCCUCACAGGCCUCCCUUGCCCGUGCCAAGUCCAGCCAGGAAGCUGCGGAGAAGCUGCUUCCUCUCAUGUUUGACGCUUCACGAGAGGGGUCGGAGGAGGCGAGGGAGGAGGCGGGUGCCAUCGUGGUGUGGUGCCUCAUUGAGAACCCCUCCUGCUACUCCCAAUGGGAGCGGCUGCACAGCGGGACAGUGGACACGUCGCGGCACAUGCUGGCGGGCGUGGAGCGGCGGUGGGAGGAGGUGAAGCUGCAGCUCGCCCCCUAUGCGCCCCUCCGAGCCUUCCUGCACGCCAUCCGCCGACAGCACGCGCAAGCUCUGAGGGCUCUCGACCAAUCACAGGUGGAGGAACGGGCCACCAUCCGUCAGACAGACGCCGUGGCAAGGAAGCUUCAGAGAAAGAUCUCUCGAGUGCCUGGGUGUUUAGCCACAAAUCCCGCAGCUGCUCCAUCGCCCAGCGGCACCGCUAACCCUAAUCCUGUCGACAUUGCAAAUCCCGCCGCCGGGACCCGCGCCGACGCCAGCGCGGACGGAGUCUGCGGUGCCGGCGGAAGCGGCGUGGCGCGGAACGAGCGGAAGGAGCGGAGGGAGCGGAUAGAGUCGCUGGGAUGGCUGACGGAAUCGGCGCUGAUGCCGAAGAAGCAGCGCGUUAUCGAGGGAGUGAGCGCGGGCAGCCUGGUGUCGCUGCGCGCCGAGCUGUACAAGAGCCAGGAGGACGCCAAGCGCGCCAAGGAGGAAGGCGGCGGGGAGCCGCGGGUCAGGCGCGCGGGAGGCGGAGCGGAAGGGGGGCCCGGGGACCUGUUUGGGGGGAGAAACGCGGGGGUUGAAGAACGCGCGCAUAGGGACGCGCUGCAGUGGAAGGCAGAGAGGGACGUGGCGGGGCACCUGGAGCGCAAGGCAGCCAUUUACGCGCGCCUGGCCAGGGGGGAGCGCGCCGAGGGGGAGGGCGCGCAGGGGGAGGGGGCGGAUUGGGCGGGCGUGGAGGAGAAGUACAGCGUUGACUUCCUCAGGCGGGGCACGCUGGAGGAGGAGAGGCAGGAGAUGGAGCGCGAGAGGCGGGGCGAGGCAGCGCUGCUGCUGGGGGGGACAGAGGGGGAUGGGGGAGAUGGAGGGAGGGAUGGGGGCGGAGCGGCAGGUGUGGUUGCAGGAGGGGGAAUGGCUUCCACACAGAGGGAACUGAUCAGGGAGGUGAUUGAGGAGACGCGGACAGCACGGGAGAGAGCAGCGCUGCUGAAGGCCAAGAGGCAGCAGCAGGCAGAGCAGAAGAGGGAGAAGCUUCGUGCUGCCUUCCUCAAGCAGCAGCUGCUGAAGGAGAAGGCGAAGAAAAAGGAUUCAAAACAGGCAGGAGGGAAGAAUAGGGAGGAGGUCCGGGCGCUCAAAUCGACGCUGCGGUUCCUCGUGUCGAACAGCGACGCGGGGUCCAUCAUUGGCAAGGGCGGCGUCGUGAUCUCCGAAUUCCAAACUCAAUCAGGCGCCAAGAUAGUGCUGUCGCGCGCGCGAGAAUACUUUCCCAACACGACGGACCGCAUCAUUCUCCUCAGCGGCAGCGUCAGCGCCAUUCUCACCGCUCUCCACCUCAUUCUAUCCAAACUCGCUGAUGAACCGCGGCGCAACGAGCCGGGCGCGCGGGAGGGCGACGCGGAUCUGCGGAUCGUGGUGCCCAACAGAGUGUGCGGCGCCAUUAUCGGCAAAGGCGGCGCCACCAUCCGGUCGUUCGUGGAGGACUCGCAGGCGACCAUCAAGCUGUCGCCGCAGGACGCGGUGGGGCCGGGAUUCGCGGAGCGCGUGAUCACGAUAGGGGGCACGCUGGAGCAGAAGCUGCGCGCGGUGGCGCUGCUGCUCACCAAGAUGUCGGAAGACCCCACCUACGUGCAGUACGCUGACGUGCCGCUGUCUUACAUGGGUGCGCCAGGCAGGGGAGGUUACAACGGUGGCCCAGGCGGUUACGGCGGUGGGGGUUACGGGCAGGGCCAGGGCGCUUAUCCAGGUUACCCCAACCCUGGGGGGUAUGGCGGGGCUCCGUAUGGCGGGGUGAGGGGGCCGCCCCCGUAUGGCAUGCCGGGGGUGCCUCCUAACCGGGGCAAGCAGGCAGCCCCACCAAUGCUACCAGGGGGGGUGGUACCGACGACAAUCAUAGUGGCGGUGCCGGACGACCACGUGGGCGCCGUCGUGGGCAAGCAAGGCCGCUCCAUCAACGAGAUCCAACAGAACACGGGGGUGCGCAUGGUGAUAUCAGGCAGAAACGACUUUGUGGAGGGAACCAGAGACAGGAAGGUGACAAUAACGGGGUCAUCAGAGGGGGUGGUGGCGGCGCAGCACAUGAUCGCACAGAAGGUGCAGCAGAGCAUCGCAGCGAGCAGUGGGGACCAUCACGCCGCACACAGUGGGGUGGACGACGGGCCGCCGCCUGGGCUGUAG